AACGGCUUUAAAUUUUUUAAUGUCGAAUUACGAAAAGUUAGUUUUAAUUAAGAAUAAAGGCCAGACCGCAAAAGUGAGAGUGAAAUUCUUUUUUUCCUAAAAAAUGGCAGACAAAAUCCAAGUGGCCGUUCGAGUUCGGCCAGUAUUAUUUCAAAAGAAAGAUGUCGAAAUUCAUUGGUCUUGGUCAGAAGGUGUGGUAUUUCAGUGUGAACCUGGUACCCCAAAGAGAAUUGGAAACCCCUACUUAUUUGACCAAGUUUUUGGAACAGAAACUCAAAAUUAUCAAAUUUUUACUAAAUUGGUUCAGCCCCUUAUUGAUUCUGCUAUGAAUGGGUUUAAUGUAACAGUUUUGGCAUAUGGGCAAACAGCAUCUGGUAAAACAUAUACUAUGAUGGGCAGCCAAAAAGAGCUUGGUAUUGUUCAAUUGGCUGUUAAUAGAAUCUUUACUCUCAUCGAGCAGUAUCCUGAACGAGCCUUCUUACUUAGAUGCUCUUACAUUGAAAUCUACAACGAAACCAUUUCUGAUCUCCUCUCUUCAAACCCACAAAAGCUAAAAGUACAAGAACUGGCAGAAGGUCAUGUGGUGGUCCACAAUUUGAUUGAGACUAAUGUGAACACCCCUGAUGCUGUUCUCAAGCUAAUGCAACAGGGUAACAAACAGCGAAAAGUAGGAGGAACAAGUGUGAAUGAAAGAAGCUCUAGAUCUCAUACUAUCUUCAGAAUAAUUGUGGAAAGUUUACCUCGUGAUGAAGCUGAUCGCUCUGAUGCUGCUGUCAUAGUAUCACAUAUCAACUUGGUUGAUCUUGCUGGUUCUGAAAAAGCUUCCCAGACCAACGCCACUGGCGAUCGCUUUCGAGAAGGCUGUGCUAUUAAUACAAGUCUAUCUGCCUUGAGUUUGGUAAUCAAGCAGCUAAGUGAAGGCGAAGGGUUUGUUAACUUUCGUGAUAGCAAGCUAACCCAUAUUUUACGUGCAUCACUGGGUGGGAAUGCUCGUACUGCCAUCAUUUGUAAUGUUACUCCCACAGUCCUGGAAGAGACAUCCUCAACUCUAAAGUUUGCUUGUAGUGCAAAAGCUGUACAGAACCAGCCUCAAGUAAACGAAGUUCUCUCCGAUCAGGCCCUAUUACGCAAGUACAACAACUACAUCAAAGAUUUAGAGAAGAAACUGAAGGAGAAGGAACUGGAAAAGAAGCCUGAAGCAAUAGAAGAAAUGCGACGACUUCUUCAGGAGAAAGAUAUGAAAAUCAAUGAGCUGAAAGAACAGCUUGUCGUUUCGAGUGACGUAGUAUCCGGACGAGCAGAAAGUAGUCUUACGAGUGCCCAGCGAAGUUUGCGGCGAAUGACAUGGGGAGGUAAUCGUUUGAAGCAAGAAUUAAAUUUGCUCGGUCCAGCAGUUUUUGAAGUGAACACACCCCCGGUUCCAUGUUCGGAAAAAGUUUCACGAACAGUUGCACAAGUAUUUGCAAGUCGCCAGCGCACCAGCAACACCAGACGCUCUGAAACGCUUGAUGAGGUAGCCCUAGAACUCGAGGACCUUGACUCGGAGAUAUUUUUGCCAGCUGAAAUGGUCUUCAGUAAAGACUACAAUCCUAUUGCUAAAGUAGACGUAGCAACAAUGACAGAUGUCAGAGAAUCGCCUUUCAAACAGCCUGCCGUGCCUUCUACCCCUGUUCCAGUUUUGCGUGAGCAAUUACAGCGAAUGCGCAUGUCGUUAUUUAAUAAGGAACAAGAAAGUGAAACUCUGAGAGAAGAAUUAGAAGACUUGAAGAAUUUUACACGAUUAGAGCAGGAUAUUGGCGUUCAUGCACUAGCUACAGCUAAAAGCGUUGAUUCCCCGGAAUCGGCCGAUAAGUUACAUCGAGCUCUGCAGACGGCGAAUGACAUGGAAGUGUUGUACUUGGAUACACACCGUAAGCUAAGCGAACUCAAAACGGAAUUUCAAACCAAAGAAGCCGAACACGAAAGUGAAAUCCACGCGAUGCAAUCUGACCAUAAACUGCAAAUCGAAACCAAGCUCACCGAAAAGAAGCGUCUCGCCAAAGAACUGGCUGAUCUCAAGGAUAAAUUCGAGCGAUUAGAAAAAGAUCAUUCCGAAUCAGAUACUCAUCUUCUAGUAAUUAGUGAACGACAUGCUAAGCGAGAAGCUGAUCUUCGCGAGACUCUUCAAGAAGCGUGGGGACAGUUGGAGCUUCUUGGUCAAGAUCCAAACGCAAUUAAAGAAAACUAUAAUUCCAAGCAGAAGCUAACGCAAGUGGAGCAAGAACUUCUCGAAAUGCAAAAGUUCAAUAGUGAUGCUCAAUCUCGAAUUGCUUCGCUUACGGAAGAGUUGCGACAAUUUAAAGAAUCUGCUGUGCCAGUACCGCAAGCCUCAGUUAAAGGCGACGAUGACAGGCAUAAUAGUUCUCUGAUCGGAAUGUGCAUGGCAGAUGAAUUGCGCGAUGUUUUUAUGAACCAAGACUGUUCUUUCGCUCCUCGCUCUAUCAACCGAACCCGCAAACGUCCUAGUUCAAUUUUGUCUGUUGCGCUGGCAAAGAUGGAUCAGUCAGUAUGCAUGUUGGACUCUACCGAACACGAAAUGGAACCCAGCAAAAAGACCCGACUAUCGAUACAGUCAGACGUGUCUGAAGAAUUGGAUAUAUCAGAAGUCAAGGAGAUUCGCGAAUAUCUCGUUGAAUUACAGUCUGUGCUGGUACGUUACGAAGAAGAUUACGAAAUUCUCAGUCAAGAAAAAGAACAACUGAACAGCCAACUUCUCAACGCCCAAACCGAAAUAGAAAGCCUUCGUGAAGAGAAAAACAAAGUCGAGCAAGUAGGGAGACUUCAAGAUGAAGAAAACUUUGCUAAAAAAUCAGACACUUCAGAAGAAAUGUUGGAUUCCAGUUGCUUCGUUGGCGAACCGUCGAUUUCAACUUCCGUAAUCGAUAUGGAACAGUCGUGCGAGUCAGACGAUCAGUUCCUUAGUUUACGGGAUCAGUUUACAGACACGCGUGGAUCGUCCAUUUCCACCGAAAUUUCAGAAGCUGCAGCACAAAGAAAAGAAAAAGUAGAACAUUCCAACAAAAUCAAGCAGUUAGAAGAAGAAUUGGUCCAACUGACUGCGAGACUUGAACUACUUCAACAAGAUGUCGAAGAAAAGACUUCUGCGAUAGAAGAGAAACAACGUUCCAUUGAAGCUGCCCAAUCGACUAUAGAGGUUCUGGAGCAACGAGACGGAGAACGGCAGAAUUUACUAUCAAUUCUCGACAAAUUGAAUGAAAAAAUGCGUUUAUUAAGUGAGGAUUCUACUUUGGUGACCAAAGAGUUAGAAACAGCCCGCCAAACUCUUGAAGAAAUCCGUGCUGAAGCUCGUGCAUUAUUCGUCGCAAAGGAACUCUUGGAAUCUCGACUUGAAAAAGCAAACGAAGAGCUCGAAGCCGCCCGUACUGGAUUCGAUUCAGUGGAUCGAGUAGCUCCUCCAAGCCAGGUGGAUCAAGAAGCUAAUGUGAGGUAUGAAAAAACUCUUGAGGAUCUCAACCUUGCUCACGAUCGCGUCAAAGCACUGGAAUCUGAGUUAGAACUCAAGACAACUGAACUCAACGCCGCUCUAAACGCUAUCCAGCAAGCUCGCUCGAAAGAAGAUGAACUGGAAGAGAGUUACGUGGAAAAAAAUCAACUUGAAGAGCUUGUUGAAAAAUUAACUAGUCAACUCGACGGUCUGCAAGAUGAUUUAGAUUUGAAAAUUCAAGAACUCAAUGAAGUCCAAGGAGCUAAACAAGAGGUUCUUCUCCGAAAUGAAGUGUUGGACGCAGAUGUUGAACAAAAGAAGCUUGAGAUCAAUCAAGCACAAGCAGAAUUGGUCGAGGUGCGCUUGAAACUUGAGGCUACUGGUGCUGAACUUGAAAGAGCCAAGCAGGAUCUCCUAGAAAGCUGUGCAAGAACUGAAGAACUCGUUCGUAUGAACGAACAGUUAGAAAGGGAGAAGAAAGACGCUGUUGCCUCGAAGGAGACGAUUGAAGAGGAGCUUCGAAUCAACGCUGAUGCAGCCUUGGAGAAAGCUCGACUAUCAAUGGAUGCAGUACACCGUAAUGAUUCUGAAGUGCAUGCACUACAGGAUUCACUGGACAAAACUCGAGCUCAAGCUCAACACCUCCAGUCGUCUAAUGAAGAACUUUUGAGUGAAUUGAAUCUGGCCAAGACAAAAAUUGACGAUCUUUACAACGAUUUACAGUCAGCGAAUGCUGCUCUUUCUGCUCUCAACGAAGAAGCUGCUUCAAGAAAUCAAGAUUAUUCAGCUGAAUUGGACAGGAAGACGCAAGCUAUCCAACAAUUGGAAGUCACUCUUAAAGAAACUAACCUUCAAUUAACUGAGCUCCAGUCUAUACAAGAAGUCGUUCAAACUGAACUCAAUGAAUCGAAAAGACGAAUUCUUGACCUGGAAGAAAAUUUGGAAUGGGAAUGCGACGUUCGUGUAGCAGUUCAACGUGCUGCCGCAGAAACCGCUUCCGUUGCUGCUGUGGCGCUUCGCGCGAAUGUUGAGGAAAAGGAGAAAAUUUACCGAGAACUUCUUGAAUAUCGUGAAAGAGUCGCUAGGCUAACUCUGGAACUAAGUCAUUCCACUUCCGCAUUGGAAUCCGCAAAAGCCGAAGUACUUCAGCUGGAGAAUUCUAGCCGCACUGAGCGAGUGCCGCGCGAAGAGCUUCAUGCGUUAACUUCAGAACUAAAGGAGGCACUUCAACGAGUGUUUCAGUUGGAAGAGUCACUAGAAGAAAAAUCGACACAGUUAAACGUCUCCUACCAGAAACUGGAAGCGGCUCAAGCUAGGAUUCGCGCUCUGGAACAAAGUGAAGUAGCUGUCUUAAAUCAAGCAGAAUCUUUCGAGUGCACUAUUAAAGACCUAUCAGCUAAAAAUGUGAGCCUCAAUGAAAUAGUUGCCCAAUUCCAGUCUGAUCUUCAGUCAAAGGAAGCUGAGCUGAUUAACCUUCGCUCGAUGACGCAAAAUAUCGCUCUACUUGAAUCCCGUUUACAAGAUGUAGGUGGUGAAACAGCCCAAAUGUCUCGUAUCAUCGAUGAAAAAACGGAGGAAAUCGCGCGCUUAGAAGGAGAACUGGCUCGACACGAGCGGCAACGGGAGCUGGACGAAAUCCGGAUUUCUCUCCAAUCUAUGCAAAGUGUCAACGAUGACUUGGUCGCGAAGCUGAGCGACAAAGAAAACCUUAAUGUCGAUUUGCGUAAAAAUCUGGAGAACAGCACCCAAAGAUUUGACUUGUUGCAUUCAAAACUGGAAUCAGUUCAGUCGGAGAAAUCGUCUCUAGCAGAGCGCGUUCGUUUGUUGGAAUCACAAUUGGAAUGCCAAGAACAAGAAAUUGGAGACCUCCGGCAGGGACUCAGUGAGGUACACAAUGAGCGUGGAUUAUCAACUCAACUAAAACAACGUCUCAAUUCAUUGCAAGCUCAAUACGACGACGCCGUCAGUCAGUGCCAGCAACUAGCAACCAGCAACCUCGUGAACGCCGAUCAGGCGAUCCGAAAGUUUAUUUUCAACAAUAUUCGGCCUAAGCGGCCUUAG
This is a messenger RNA of Daphnia pulicaria, 5545 nucleotides long. RefSeq names its product centromere-associated protein E-like. Gene Ontology annotation, molecular function: plus-end-directed microtubule motor activity; ATP binding; microtubule binding. Gene Ontology annotation, biological process: mitotic cell cycle; microtubule-based movement. Lineage: Eukaryota; Metazoa; Arthropoda; Branchiopoda; Diplostraca; Daphniidae. Bases 104 to 5545 code for a protein of 1813 amino acids. Gene Ontology annotation, cellular component: microtubule. The transcript has 11 exons. The record is from RefSeq and is a predicted model, not a curated record.